Molecule: messenger RNA, 1553 nt
Organism: Cololabis saira (Pacific saury)
Lineage: Eukaryota; Metazoa; Chordata; Actinopteri; Beloniformes; Belonidae
Product: SH3 domain-binding glutamic acid-rich-like protein 3
Exons: 3
Coding region: 46-324 (92 amino acids)
Cellular component (GO): cytoplasm
Source: RefSeq, a predicted model, not a curated record
CCGUGUUUCCGGUUGGGCAGAGCCAGUCGGACCUCAGACUGAAAGAUGGGAGUGAAGCUUUACUACACCACCGUUACCGCCUCUCGCUCGGUGAAGUCCCAGCAGGCCGAGGUGAUCCGGAUCCUGGACAGUAAGAGCAUCGUGUACGAGCUGGUGGACAUUUCUGUGGGGGGGGAAGUCCGGGACGAGAUGAGGAGCAAGUCUGGAGACGCCACGGCUGUCCCCCCCCAGCUGUUCAACGAGGACCAGUACUGCGGGAACUACGAGAUGUUCUCCGAGGCGGUGGAGGCCGACACCGUGGAGCAGUUCCUGAAGCUGGCGUGAGCCGGGUCUCCUCCGGUUCCCUGGACCCCCUGGAGGACCUGGACCCCCCUGGACCCCCAAACCCCCUAACGUCGGAGGCCCCGCCCCCCUAACCCCCCCCUCAACGCCAAGACGAGGGACGCCAAACCUCUCCAAUCAUCUCCGAUCAUCUCCGAUCCGACCAAUCACACGGCACAUUCCCCCCCGGCCAGCGCCGGGACUCUAACGUCUUAAUUCUUUUAAAUGUGUCCUUUUUUUCUGUGAUGUUUCUGCUCGCGUCGCCCCGGAAACCGGUCUAGAACCGGUUCCAGGAACCAAUCCGCUCUGUAGGCGUCGGGUCACAUGACCUCUGCAGAUCAAACUAACCGCUGAACGUUUAACGUUUAACCCAGAACCGAGUCUUAACCAGAACCUGCGUGUUUCUCAGCAGUUCCUGGUUCCCGCGUUACCGUGACGACGCUGCACUUCCUGGUUCCCGCGUUGCCAUGGCGACGCUUCUGCAUCCUCAUUUAACACCCGGAACCAGAAUUCCAGCUGCUAAAAUCCUGAUAAAUAUGAUAAUCAUGCCGACGAUGAACUUAACCCGCUCACGUUUCACAGGUAUUAAAAUAAACGAUUAAUCUAAAAUAGUUAUUCAUUUAAUAAAUAACGUAGAACCAGAAAACCUCCGAUUUAUCCAGAGGUUUUUCUGACCUUAGGUCGACAUUUAAACGGUAUUUAGUGGGAAUUUAAAGGAUUAUUUAGGUUUCAGCCUGUAAAAAAAGGAAGAAAUUAAUCAGUUUUAGCGGUAAAAUGAGUAAAAAACAGUAGUUUGAGCAGGUGAACAAACCUUUUUAUGAACCAAAUCCGAUCAAAGGGAUGAACCGGAACCAGAACCGGUUCGAUGUCGGAGCGGCAGAAUAAACUUCCAAAUGAAGCUUUUAUUCUGAAAAAUCAGACGUUUCCGACCCGAUCGUUGGGAAACUCGAAGGCUUUUCAUGUUUAUAUUCAUUCCAUUUACUGAGGUCUGGGUCGGCUGUGACCCCUGACCCCUGAACCUGCACUGGGACCCGGUACCGGCCCGUACCGGACCGGUACCGGUCCGUUCACGUCCGACCCAGAUCCAGCCCAAUCAUCCAAACAUUCCACCCGGAGCUGCUUUGCUUUUGCCUCCCGGCCAAAGAGAGAGAGAAACGAGGGAACGAUGCUGUUUGUCUUCCAAGAAGAUGGAAAUGUGAUUUAUUGGUUAGAAAAUUAAAGAGUUGAAUCAG